This is a messenger RNA of Spodoptera litura, 866 nucleotides long. Its product is annotated as general odorant-binding protein 1. Gene Ontology annotation, molecular function: odorant binding. The record is from RefSeq and is a predicted model, not a curated record. Lineage: Eukaryota; Metazoa; Arthropoda; Insecta; Lepidoptera; Noctuidae.
UCGCCGCCGCCAUGUUGCUGUUGUUGCGCGCGCUGCCACUGCUCGCCGCCGUGCUGCCGCUGCGCGCUGACGUCAAUGUCAUGAAAGACGUCACCCUCGGCUUCGGACAAGCGUUGGACAAGUGUCGCCAGGAGAGUCAACUGACGGAGGAGAAGAUGGAAGAGUUUUUCCAUUUCUGGCGUGAAGACUUCAAGUUCGAGCACCGCGAGUUGGGCUGCGCCAUCCAGUGCAUGAGCCGGCACUUUAACCUGCUGACCGACACCAGCCGCAUGCACCACGAGAACACCGAGCAGUUCAUCCAAUCCUUCCCCAACGGCGAGGUGCUGGCGCGGCAGAUGGUGGAGCUGAUUCAUGCAUGCGAGAAGCAGCACGACCACGAGGAGGACCACUGCUGGCGCAUCCUGCACGUGGCAGAGUGCUUCAAGCAGGCGUGCGUGCAGCGCGGCAUCGCGCCCUCCAUGGAGAUAAUGAUUACCGAGUUCAUCAUGGAGGCUGAGGCGCGCUGACCUGCCCACUCACACACUCGGCAACAACUAACACUAGACGCGGAAAAUGUUCUUUAAUUAACUAUGUUUGUAGAAAUGAAUGACUCUUGGAUAUACCUACGGGAUGUAUUUUAUAUUUUUAAGUAGGUAGGUAUUUUUAAGUAGGUAAGUAAUGUAAGGGCCUAAGAAUACGGCAGCCGAUAUACUUCACGACUUAAGCUUGCAAAUGGAUCCGAACUAUUAGCUAUAAGGUCAAUAAUAAUAUUUACAGUUACAUAAUGAUAACAAUAUUUAAUUAUUUAUUAAACAAAACAUUAACUCUAUAACUAUGACAUUUCCGCCACCAUCUGGUUCUGGACUCAUUAAAGUUAUGAACUGAAA